AUGCUAAAGGAGGUGGUGAUUUCGAUUGUGUGCGGCGCUGUCGUACUGACCGUAGGCAUCCUAAUCGGCCACUACGGCAUCACCAAGAGCAGCAGCUCGGCGCCGUCCUGGGUGGAUGAUGUGGUCCAGGAUGUUGACGAGGGCCUCAUUGAGAUGUUCCUGUCUGAGGUGGACAACAUCCAGAUUCAGGAGAACUUAAAGGAGUUGACCAAAGUGCCCCAUAUGGCCACCACAGCUGGAGACGAGCAGACAGUGCAGCUUAUGCUAAAGAGAUGGCAGGACCCCAAAACCGGCCUGGACCAGGCCUGGAGAGAGGAGUACAAGGUCUACCUGUCCUUCCCAGACCCCAAGAACCCCAACAAGGUCACUGUCGUGAGCGCGACUGACACUGUGCUGCACACGGCCAGGGAGAGAGAGAAGAAUUAUACUUCAGACCAGGUUGAUCCGGAUGUGGUUCAGCCAUACGCUGCAUACUCCCCUGCUGGACACCCAAAGGGGAGACUGGUGUACGCCAACCAGGGGAAACCAAGUGACUACCAGCGGCUGAACCAGACAGUGGACCUCAGAGGAACCAUCGCUAUCACCAGAUAUGGUGGAACAGGAAGAGCCGAUAAAGCCAUCAAUGCAGCACCCUACGGCGUCCUCGGCGUGCUUGUCUACACAGACCCUUUGGACAUCAACGAUGGCCUCAUGUCAGACGCCAACGAGACGUAUCCUCACUCUUGGUACUUGCCGCCGUCUGGUGUGGAGAGAGGUUCCUUCAACACUCACUAUGGAGACCUGCUCACACCUUACCUGGCUGCCAAAGAGGAAACCUACAGAAUUCCCGCUGAGGACAUUACAGGGCUCCCUCCCAUUCCUAUUCAACCAAUCGGAUUUGAGGACGCCUACAUACUAAUCUGUGAGCUGGGUGGAGAAGCAGCUCCAGAUGACUGGCAGGGGGCAUUCAACUGCACCUACAACUUUGGUGGCCCAGGGUUCAAAGAUACAUCUGUUUUCAACAACAGUGACGUGAAACUGGACAUCUUCAACUUUGAGGAGGAGAAGAACUCCUCCAAUGUGAUGGGAGUUAUCAGAGGGAGUGUGGAGCCAGACAGGUACGUGAUCUAUGGGAACCACAGGGACAGUUGGGUUCACGGUGCCAUCGACCCGAGCAGCGGGACGUCUGUCAUGCUGGAACUGACCAGAGUGCUGGGCACGAUGGUCAAGGAGGGCAAAUGGAGGCCUCGCAGGUCAAUAAUCUUCGGAAGCUGGGGAGCAGAGGAGUUUGGCCUUAUUGGGUCUGCAGAAUACACAGAGCAAUACUUCACCAAACUCAGUGAACGAACCGUUGCUUACAUCAAUGUGGACAUAGCUGUUUUUGCUAACGCCACGCUCAGAGCUUCAGGGAUGCCAUCAGUACAGAACGUCAUUUUCGAAGCCGCAAAGCAGGUCAAUGCACCUGGACUGGACUCCACAUCUGUGUACGACAACUGGAUCAAAUAUUUCAACCGAACAAGCCCAUCACAUGGACUCAUUCCCAGUGUGGGAUACCUGACCGGAGCCGGGAGCGAUUACGCUGCCUUUGUCCACUACCUGGGAAUCACUUCCAUGGACAUUUCAUACACGUACGACAGGAGUAAAACAAAUGCCCGGAUUUACCCUGCGUACCACACAGCGUAUGACACCUUUGACUACUCCUCAAAGUUCAUUGAUCCUGGGUUCGUCAGCCACCAGGCCAUUGCCAGGACAGCGGGAAACGUCCUCAUCCGAUUGGCUGACAGCCUGGUGUUACCAUUAAACUGCAGUGACUACGCUGAGAGUCUGGAGGAAUACCUCAACACAGCAGUUACCCUCUAUCAGCAACAGCUGCAAGCUCAGGCUAUCUCCAUGGAACCACUAAAACGGGCAGUGGCCAGCUUUCGCACUGCAGCUACUCAUUUGGACCAGACGAUUCUCGCUUCAGACCUGGCAAAUGAAACACCACUGAAGAUCAGAAGGCUCAAUGACCAGCUUAUGCUGCUGGACCGAGCUUUCUUGAACCCUCUGGCCUUCCCGGAUAAAUAUGCAUUCAGGCAUGUUAUCUGGGCUUCAAGCAGUGCGGGCAAGCCAACCUUCCCAGGUCUGGCUGAUGCCUACGCUAAAGCUGAGUCAUCAGGACUGUCCAGCGACUGGGACAAAGUGCACUACCACCUGUCAGUCCUGAGCCAGGCCAUCGAGGGCGCCGCUGAGAUGCUGGUUGACGUCAUAUAA
This is a messenger RNA of Chelmon rostratus (copperband butterflyfish), 2232 nucleotides long. RefSeq names its product N-acetylated alpha-linked acidic dipeptidase like 1 (gene naaladl1). The record is from RefSeq and is a predicted model, not a curated record. Lineage: Eukaryota; Metazoa; Chordata; Actinopteri; Chaetodontiformes; Chaetodontidae. Gene Ontology annotation, molecular function: carboxypeptidase activity. Bases 1 to 2232 code for a protein of 743 amino acids. The transcript is spliced from 19 exons.